Molecule: messenger RNA, 2875 nt
Organism: Trifolium pratense (red clover)
Lineage: Eukaryota; Viridiplantae; Streptophyta; Magnoliopsida; Fabales; Fabaceae
Exons: 3
Coding region: 224-2641 (805 amino acids)
Source: RefSeq, a predicted model, not a curated record
ACUUAUCUCCUGUCGAAUAAAUUAAUCCAACGGCUCUAUUUGGCUUACCAUUUAAAACCUUAACUACAAUUCUAGCCGUUACACCAACACCAUCUUUUCACUUGCUGAAAUCUUUAAGAAUCUCCCAAAUCAAAUUCUUAGGGUUUCAUUCUUCUAUUUCUGCUACUUCUUUCUCACUUCCAUUUCUAUUUCCAUUUUCGCACACAUUUCAAUUUUUGAUUCAAUGUCUUUCAAUAACAACAACAACACCAAAUCUUCAUCUUCUUCACUUCCAUCAAACCCUAGUCCAAGAAAUUCAGAAAUCAGUAAUCCUAUGAGAAGAAGUUUCACUGGAAAUCCAUUCGCCAAACCUUCCCUCAUCGCAAACCCUAGAUCUACUUUCUCUCACACCCCCGCCAAUAGUCCUUCAGAUUUUUCAAGAAAAAGCUUUGUUGAUGACAAAGAAAAUGUUAAAGAUCAGAUUCUGAAACCGGCAAAGAUUCGAUCACCAGCUGCAACUUCAAAAUCAACAAAGAAUUUCAUGUCUCCGACGAUCUCGGCUUCCAUCAAGAUGGCUGAGUCUCCGAGAAAGAAAAUCCUCACUGAGAGGAACGAGCCUGCUCCUUGUUCUGACCCUAAAGUUCAUAUGCGUAAGGUAACUUUUGCUGAUCCUUUAGAACAGAAAAGCUUAGAUGCUUCUUUUGAUGGGAGUGGAAUCCCUUUCCCUUGUUAUGAGUCUGAAGAUUUGAGUGAUGAAACUUUGUCUGAUUCCAAUGUUGUUAGUUUGAUUCCAAUGGAUGAUUUGUCCUUUGAUAAUACUAUGCAAAUGAAUGUUCCUUUGAUUCCACAGAAUGAAAUUCACACCGAAUCCAUAUUUGAAAAUGUUUCCCAAGAGCCUGAUUUCGUUAACCUUGACCCUACUUUUAAGCUUAGUCCAGCUGCCGCUACUCCACCAGUUUCUUACACAGCUAAUGUCAUAGAUCCUCUUGAUGCUGAUCCCUCUAUGCCACCUUAUGAUCCUAAAACUAACUACCUUUCCCCUAGGCCACAAUUCCUUCAUUAUAAACCAAAACCGCGAAUGGAUUUGGAGGACAGUUUUAUCUUGUCUGGAAACUUUUCAGAUACGGAAGUUACCGAAGAUACUCAGUCGGAUGAAUCACAGAAGGAAUCUGAGGAUGCUUCUUCUGAUGAAACUGUGAAGCGAGAAGAGGAUGAAAUUUCUGAACCAAGUCCUGUUAGGACUGUCAUGCCAGACAAAACUAUUGAAGCAAAAGAGUUGCGUAAAUCACGCUUCUCUUUGAGAUCAAAGGCUUUUGCUCUGAUUUUGCUUCUGUCAGUUGCUUUUGUAUCAUUCUCAAUCUCAAAUUCUCCAGGGAUUGAUCUUGCUGUGUUUGAGGAGUUCUAUGGGGCUUAUAAGUCGUCUGAAUUUUCGGAGUUUGCAAGGGCUAACUUUGAUCAAUUCUCCCAGUUUGCAAAAGCAAAUUAUGAAGGUUUAUCCCGAAAUUUACAUAUUUGGUUUACCAAGUCAUUGUCUUCAAUCUCUGAGUUCAUUUCAGAUGUUAAAGGAGCACGUAGUUUGUCCCAGUUGCAGUAUUUUAACUUGACUGUGCUGCAUGACUAUAUUGAAGAUAGUCAAUUUCCUAUCUUUGGUGGUGGUGAAAAUGUAAUAGGUGACACUCACCUUCCUGCCCAAGAAAAGCAUGCUGACUCAGAGAUUGUUAUGGAUGAGUACUUUGGUGAUUAUGAAGUAUACGAAGAACAACUUCCUGUCCAAGAAGUUGAUGUUGAAGAUGCCCCAGAAUCUGAGGAAGCAUUCAAGGGCCAAUCUGUCACUUUGGUAGAACCACAGCAGGCUUUGCAACCAGUAGAAUCAGCAAGGGAAGAAAACCAAACACCAAGAGAUCAUGAUGGUGACAGUGAAUAUAAGCUAAGUUCAAAUUCCGAGACCGCUGAAAUCCAUAGUGAAGAAGUGUGUGGAGAAGGCAGUGUAGAUACAACAAGAGUAGAAUCAGAAGAAAAUGAUGUUAAAUUAAAUGGCAAAGAAAGUGAUGCAGAUCUCAAGCAUUCACCAGUUUCAGGUUCAGAAGCUGCUGAAACUCACACGGAUGACAAAGCACUGGAAAAAUCAGCAAGCAUGGAUGCUACAAUUAGAGGGAAUGAACAGUCAUUAGAAGCAACUCACAUUCCUCCAAACAUGGUGCUAUACCUGCUGCUUUGUGCUGGUACAAUUUUUAUUGCAGGUGCAACUUUUAACUGGUCAAGGAAAGUUAAUGGCAGAAGCAAAAAGAUUACUAACUCUGUGAAGAAACCUGAGAUUGAAUCUGAGAACAAACAAGUUCCCUUGGAUAAGCCAUCUCUGAGGAAUGCACCUGUAGAAAUGGACGUGGUUGGAGAAUCAUGCCCUUCAGAAAUGAGCAGCUUUGAUAACAGCUCUUCCUAUAGAGUGAAUCAAUCGAAUGAAACUAUUAGUGUGGAGAAAAAGCGCAGGAAUAACCACAGGAGAGAGUCUUUGGCUUCUUCUGACAACUCCAUGGGUUCACCAUCCUAUGGAAGCCUAACGGUGUUUGAGAAAAUUCCAAAGGGACGACGCGGUGAAGAGGAGAUAGUUACUCCGGUUAGGCGUUCAAGUAGGAUUAGGAGCCUUGCCACUUCUCCUGUAUAAGCGGUUUUUGCUGGCUCUCCUUCAUAACCUAACCUGCAUAACUUUGCACGCCUGCAAUGUGAAUGUGUCUGUUUCUAUUUUCUAUUAACAGAAGUGUCUUGUCUUCUGAAUCUUCUAUUUCUACCAUUGACUUUUGUAGCUUUAGAAUUAUUUUUUAAUGAAUGAUGGUUGCUUAUAAAUUGUUGAGUGAAAUUUUGCCAACCUCUAGGUUGAUAUGUGGCUGAAGUAAUAGAU